UUGAUGCAUAUUCAAAAUAUUUUCGUUGGCAAGUAUUGAUAGCCAUACGUUUGAUGUUACUCUAACCGUGGUAGAUGUUGCCAACGGAAGUUACAGAUCUGAAUCUGUCAAGAGCGAUACAUGAUGGAAAUUACGGGAUGGAUAGCAUGUUCAUUUUUUGCACUUUUAAAUUUCGCGGAAGUAUUUGGGAAUACCGAAACAUAUGAAUUUGGAAAGAAAUGCUCGGUGUUCUGGAAAUACUUGGAUGAGAAUGAUAGGAUUUACGUUGACUACAAUGGAAAAGACGUUACAAGUCACUGUGGUGACUACUCCUUCAAAGGAAAAGGAAAUGAAAUAUUAGAUGAAUAUGAAGUCUGCAUUACUCCUGUUACUUUUACUGAUCCAAACUGUGCCGUACGAUUAGAUUAUGAAACUUCACCUGGCGGCAGCACGUUACAGAGUGUAACCUGUACAGAAAAUAAAAACAAGAAAUACUGCGGCCCUCAGGACGAACCUCUCUAUAUAGUUUUUAAGAAACGUAACACAAAAGACACAUCAAAUGCCAAAUUUAAGCUGCUUAUCACAACCAACAAAGUUUUUGAUUAUGGCGUUUUCGUUGGAUCUAUUGCCGGUGGAGUAAUCGGUGGUAUUGUUUUGAUCUCUAUGCUGACUGGACUUGUUUGUUGGUGUGUGUGUAAGAGAAAGCCCACGCAAGGACAGGUGUUAAAUCCAGGUCAGGGAAAUCAGACUUCAGUGGCAGCGUAUUCAGCACAACCAACGGCGGAUAACAAUGUUACCCUCUAUCCGACAGCAAACUAUGCAACACAAUAUUCAACAGGGUAUACUACACAACCUCCUCUCCAAUCCCAGCUGGCAAGUCAAUGGCAACCAACAGAAAAACCAAACAUCAACUCUUCCACCUAGCUAUAGUAGUGUGACAUGAUUUCAUUUUCUUGUGGAAUCAUUAUCUUGAUAUUACAGUCCAGCUCCAGCUUUCUUCGCUGUUAGAAGCAUAUCUUUUAAGUGAAAUUUAAUGGAAUUAUAUUGUACGUCUCAUUUGAAGUUUACCAUUGGUGAUUUGGUAAUGCACUCGUCAGCAGAAAUAAAUCCAUGUAUUUUCCACUCUGAGUCAAUAGCA
Messenger RNA from Ostrea edulis (European flat oyster), 1117 nucleotides. RefSeq lists its product as uncharacterized. NCBI's taxonomy places the organism in Eukaryota, Metazoa, Mollusca, Bivalvia, Ostreida, Ostreidae. The coding region runs from base 121 to 903 and encodes 260 amino acids. The transcript has 6 exons. The record is from RefSeq and is a predicted model, not a curated record.